UUGGUAUUGUCUCGUGAGGAAGCUGCGGAGUCGAGCCGUGGAACCUUGCAGCCGCACAAGAUAACCACCAGCGCGUUUCUUGUUGCAGGGCUUGAAUUAGAGGAAGACCAACAGCAUUUGCGGCUCUAUGUUACACAACAAAAGGACCUACUGCACAGCAGCAAAGCCAAAGCUGAUCUCCAGGACACUCGCAAUAAAUUGCAAUACCAUAUAGACUUGUGGCACAGUGAGCAGCAUGUCUACAUGCUGUUUGUUUCCUCUCAACUAUUGGAUGCCAACAGCUCAGGCACCGCUGAGGGUUUGGACUUUGAUGACGUCAACAAGCAGCAGGAAGAUGAUGAUAGCAUAUGCACCCAUUCUGAACAUCAGCCCCUCUGGCUGCCAUCGUGUGUGUCGAACUAG
Molecule: messenger RNA, 402 nt
Organism: Gloeophyllum trabeum ATCC 11539
Lineage: Eukaryota; Fungi; Basidiomycota; Agaricomycetes; Gloeophyllales; Gloeophyllaceae
Exons: 2
Source: RefSeq, a predicted model, not a curated record